UUGAUUUUUGUCAGAAUGUCUCUGACACACAGCUGAUGUCAGCAGUAUAGUCAGUUCGCUUUGAAGAAUUUAUAGUUUUUCGGGAAAUUUAUUAACAUUACAAUUAGAGUUGAAGAUAGUCUUUAGUGAUAGUUAUGUCGUGAUGAUAAAUUGUAUCUAAUUGGAGAAGAAACAGUGUGCGAUAGUGAUAACAAAUUAUCUGGUGUGCAACUUUUGCUGAUUUAAAACUCAAGGGUUAUGAGGCUUAAAAGUCUAGCAUUUAAAAGACUUAUAUAUUUUUUCAAUAUUUAUAAAGUAAUUCUAAACAUUUAUGAUGGCUAGCAAAUGCAAGGAAUGCGGUUGUGCUUGCUCUCGAUGCAUUAAAAACGAGAGAAGACUCAGUGAUAUGCAUUUACAUGCGGAAAUUGAAAAUCUUCGGCAACGUUUAAUGGAACGGGAUAGUCACAUUGUAACAAUGGAAACACAAUUUUUAAAUGAAGCUGACAAAUUUCCAAAUGGUGAAAUGGCCUCAUUGAAAGAUGAGAUGCUCAUUUGGCAGGACAAGUAUGCAAGACUUUACGAGGCUCAUAAGAGGGUGCAAAAAGUGAAUCAGAAUCUAGAGGAUAAACUCUUGAGAAUCGUUGAUAAAUGUGAGACUGAGAAAGGUGCCUUUACAAAGGACAUAGCAACUCUAUCCCAUAGAUUAGCAGAUGCAAACUACACUAUUCAUCGUUUAACGCAGGAUAAUGAAAAAUAUAGGAAUGAUGUUAACUUAGCUAUUCAAUUGCUGCAGUGCAAACCUUCGAAUUUCAUAGGUCAAAAAUACGAGUCGUUACCAUCCGAAGUGCAAGCCAAAGUGAGAACCUACAUUGCCCAAAAAGGACCGAUUUCCGAACCGAAACAAAGUGACGUUAAAAGUAUAACUGUUCCGAUAUCAACAUUUCCACCAACUGCAAUGGUUUACAAUGUAACAAGAGCGAGUAUUUCAAAAAGUGAUAGCUCAAGUUCAGAUGAUGAUCCAAAACCGCCUGUUGACAUUGUCUCGGCAGCAAUAAUGGCAAAAGUUCUUGAGGAUCGUGAAAAGGAGAGAAUUUUCGCCAGACAUUGUGAUACAUGUACUUGUCAUAGAAGCGUUUUAAAAGUCAAUACCGAGGUGCAAACUGUAAAUGUUUUCAAUACAUGCAACGAAUGUCAAACAAGACAGGAUUCAUCUCGGAGCAGUGAUGAUAAAACAGAAAAACCGGAUUAUUAUAAAAAUGAUCGUACCUCUAAAUUGCAUUAUAAUCAAAUUCGAGAUUCCUAUUCACAUUCAAUAUUUCCCGUUGUUAAUGAUUGUUCAAAAACAUUUAGUAAAAUAAGAACACAACAAAACAGUGAUAAUUCAAAAAAUGCUAUUUAUCAUUAUGUGAAUGAAGUUGCCGAGAGUAAAAAUAAUCAAAAAUUUGAUAAUACCAAAUCGACAAAUCGUUUAUUUGGUGGAACGAAAAGUUAUUCCAAUUCGAAGAAUACAAUGAAACAACAAAAUUCAUUGAAUAUAACUGCCGAGACGAAACUUUUGUCAACGGAAAAUUCUGAUGAUAAACUAGAGGAAAAGGCUGAUCAGAUGAAAUUAUCCAAGAAACAUAAUCAAUGGAGUGACAUUGAGAAAGCUUCAUUAGGUGGACAUGCUGCACAAGUUGAAAUAAUAAAUGAUCGUCUUUGGAAAAGCAGUUGGACAAAGUCAGAUUUUCAUGAUUUUAAUCAUUCAAAUGAUGAUCGUCGAACACGAACCGGUAAAGAUACGCACAUUGAUGUGAUUAACGAUAGAGUUUGGAAACAUAAUAAAUCAAAGACGAAGGAAGCAAAACCAACUCAAUUGACUCUUAUUAAAGUGGCAAGCGUUGAUGAAUUGACAAAUGAAAUUAGGCCCGAAAGUACAGUGAGUCCGAGUUUCAGCAGUGAUAGUAUUAUUUUUUCCACUUCAGAUCCAUCCAGUAUUUCCAGUGACAUGCAAUCGACAAAUAAAUGUCUUUCCAAACAAGAGAAGAAAAAUUGCAAUAUUGAUCUUCAAGCUGGUAAAUCGGAACGAACAACUGGUCCAAGAAGUAGUGUAAUGAGAGUAACUGGUAAAUCGAAUAAUAUUCUUUUAGACAAUGUGGGAAAUUAUCAACAACCAAUUCUCACUGAGAAUUCAGUUACCUUUCCAAAUACUGCACUAGUUCAUACGACAAGUUCGUGUCGAUCAGGAAGAACUGUGUCAACAAGUAGCGAAGAGAAUUCAUCAAUUUUAUCACCUGACAAUGUUCAUCUUCAAAGAGUCGCCGAUUGGGUGAAAUCUUCAGUGCAACUUGACAAACAAUCAAAUCAAUCGGAUAAAUUGUCAAUAGACACGAAACAUUUUAAUCAAUUUUCAAGAAAUGAAUCGCUGGCGAUUAAAGAGCAAGUUGUCGUUGUUGACAAUGUCGCAAAGAAUUCUGAGAAGAAAGAAAAAGAUCUCAUCAUAUUCGAUCCGAGUAGUGACGAGGAAAAAGAUUUGAGUGAUUUGAAGAGGAAUUCGAAGGAAAAUUCCCCCCUCGCCGAUCAUUAUCAAGUUGCUAAUAUUUCGAUAGGAAAUUCAACUGCCGAUAAUCAUUACGAAGUGAAAGUGACAAAGGAAAUGGAGGAGACGUAUUUAAAAUUGACAGCAAGUCUUGAUCCUGUUGCAUUGAGAUUGGCAAGCAUGACUGGUGCUGAUUUAACCAUCGAGAAAUACAGGAAAGAUCACAAACGUCUUCAGAAUCAAAAAAUUCCAUCAAAAUCAGAUUCAACGACGUAAUAUUGGAAUUUUCGCGAAAGGUUAAUUUUCAUUAGUUUCUUAAAAUUUGCCCGUUAAUAUUAUUUAUAUAAUACAAAGUAUUUAAAAUAAUUUAUUAACUAUAAAGUGAGUUUAAAGAAUUCUUUUUCUCUGAAAAUAAUAGAAUAAUAAUUUUAUUAUUAUACUAUUGUUAAUCGUAUUUUUUAGACUCAUUUUAAAACUAGAGUUCUGCAUUCACUAAAUUUUGCAGAAGAUAAAUAACAAUGUGAUAAUUUCAUUUUUGCAAUUAUGUUACGAAAAACAUAGUUUUUAGUAACUUAAAAAGUAACUACUUCUAAUUGAAAUUGAAAAUUUGACGAUUUUGGAAAUCAUUUUUUUUUUGGAAAAUUGUUUUAAUAAUUAAUGGAUUUUAAUUUUUUUUAUAAUAGAAAUAGAGUAUGAAUGUUAUAGGCUUUGCACUCUUCUACUAAAACUCUUUUUUAAAAUUAACUACUUUUUUUACUCAUUUACUAAAACUUACUAUUAAUUACUUUUUUACGAUUUGCUACUAUUUGAAUACUUUUUUAGAUUUUUGCCACUAAAAGCUACUUUUUUCUUUUUUUUUGGAGAAUUCUCACUACUUUAAAUCCGUAAAUAGUUGAAAUAAAAAUUUUUUUAUUUAUUUUCUUCAAUAAUCAUAAAUUCUGUAAUUUAUUGUUCAAUUAUUUUCACAAAUAAUAGAUUUAAGACAGUAGUCUUAAAUCUAUUUAUUGCUACUUUUUAAAAAAUAAUUAUCAAGUGCAGAGCCUGAUGAUAGAAAAAUUUAUUCCUUAAACUUUUCUUAACACUGACAGUUGAAUUAGUUUUCUAUUAAUUUAGCAUUUUAUCUAUGAUUUUUUUAUCACUCUUAAAAAAUGAGCACAUAUUAAAAUACAGUAUUAAAUUAAUUUGCUCACAAUAUAAAUCGUGACAAUAUUUUUAUCUAUUUAAUACUUGUGGAAAAGAAUGAAAAAUUUGUAUUCGACAUUUGAAUUUAGCGCCAUUAAUUUAUAAUUUGGUAAAAAGUAAAAACUUUUGGGUUGGUACUUCUGUCGUGAUUGAUAUAAACCUAACUUCAAGAGGUCGCUCUUAAAAUUUGACUUGAGUUUUGUGUGGUUUUGCCAUUUUUUGCAGACUUCACUGUUUUUUAAUUAAAAAAGAACAUUAAAUAAGUUUUUAAUUAUUUAAAUAUUGUGUUUGAAUAUUAAUUCCAAUUGGAAUAUAUUUUAAUCAGUAACUUCCAAGAAGUGAAUUUUUAUGUCUCAUUUUUUCCUAAAUACACGAUGCCAAAUACAAUGUAACAAUGAAAUAUGCAAUAGCAAAAGGUAUUAUUUAAUUUAAAUAAUAAUUGAUUAAAUUUUAGUAUCAUUAUUAAUAAUAACUCUGUAUGAACUGGAUGUUCCUCAGGAAAUUGCCUAACUUGCUUAGAGCAGACAAUAUUACAUUUAUUUUGAUAAAAAGUGAACUCUUUCUUCCUACAUAUAGACAAAAAAGAAAAUGUGAAAAUGUUUUUAAUAACUGUAAAGAAAAAUAGUUUUUAAGUUACAAAUGACAUCAAUAUUUUCCUUCUAAAAGUGUUAAAUAAUAGAUUCUGCAAACUGCGUGACGAUAAGGAAAAAUUAUUUAUUAUUAUUUUUUCAGUUUAAAUGGAAAUUAUUUUUUAAAACAAAGAGAUGGAUUUAGAGGUUAUAUUUUAAACAAAAUUAAAAAUUCUCAUUUAUUUUAAUUUUUACUUUUUUACUGCUAUUUAUUAUUAUUACUGUUAAUAUUUAUUAUUUGUUUUAUUUUUUAUUUUUUAGAUGAAGUAAAUUAAUUAAUUAUUAAUGAAGUAAACUAUUGAUUGACAUAUUUGAAAAUCAUACUUAUUACAUGUUUUUAUUAUGCCAUACGUGAAAUAUUUAUUUGUCGAAAUUAAUGAACAAUCCAUCUCUAAAUGGUGUCGAUAAUAAUUGUAUUAAAAGUCGACUUGCAACUUGCUAGAAAUAUAUAAUAAUAUAAAAAGUAAAAAUCAUCAAAUAAUAUAUCUUCGCCGUUGUAAUAUAAUAUACAUAUAUGACAAAUAAUUGAUUCUAUAGAAAGAAAAGUAGAGUUAUUUAAAAAGAAGCGAGUUUUAAUUAUUAUUAUUCUUAUUAUUAUUAUUAUUAUUAUUAUUAUUAUUAUAUAAUAAAACAGUGAAUGUAUUGUUGUAAUAUAUACAUAAAGUAGAGCAGAAAUUAUUGUUUACAUAUUCGACGUGUAUAUAUAUAUUGAAUUAUGUACAAUAUACGCAUUUAAAUUAGGUAUACGCCUAAUUUGAAUUUUUUCAUUUGAA
Leptopilina heterotoma is the source of this 5081-nucleotide messenger RNA. RefSeq lists its product as uncharacterized. Bases 311 to 2773 code for a protein of 820 amino acids. The record is from RefSeq and is a predicted model, not a curated record. NCBI's taxonomy places the organism in Eukaryota, Metazoa, Arthropoda, Insecta, Hymenoptera, Figitidae. The transcript is spliced from 4 exons.